AAGAUGGCGACUUCCUGGUUUUCAGAAAAUUUUCGUGCAAUCAAGUUAAUUUUCCUGUGCUUGUUCGCCCCAAUUUGUCUCCUGACUAUCAUAAAGGGAGAGCAAAUAAUCGAGUUAGUCGAUGGCCUGGCGCACAGAAUAUUCACUCCAGCCGAUAUUGCAAAAUACGAUGGUUCUGAUCCUGCCAUGCCUAUCUUUAUGGCAGUGAAAGGUGUGGUUUUUGAUGUUUCUGCAGGAAAAAAUUUCUAUGGUGCUGGUGCUCCCUAUAAUGCUCUUGUUGGAAAAGAUGCCACACGCGCGGUGGCCAAGAUGACGUUAGAUGAAGAAGAUCUCAAUGCUAGUCUGGAAGGUUUAACACCAGAUCAACUCGAUUCCCUUGAAGAGAUUUACACCGGCGUCUACAAAGAGAAAUAUCCUGUUGUUGGAUACAUGGAUCAUUUUGUGAGACUUUACCCAGAGAAAUUCAAUCCAGAUGCAAACAAGGCCAAUGAUGAAUUGUGACAGCCUGGCUCAGUUAGAUAUCAUUAAGUCUUCCAUCCAUAAUUGACUAAGAUUGGUUUGUUUCAUAAGAACUGGUUGUUAUGGGACACUCCCGCAAUAUAUUUAUUAAUUUUUGAUUUAGUAAAUGCCAAACUAAAUCUGUUAGUAAUAGGGGCCGAGUUGCUGUUACUGUCCUGGUUAAGAAGGUGUCUUGCCAACAGAAGGUUCCUCUGUAACAGGUGUAAAUACUGCUGUAAAUUUUUGUACUUGUUGUCUUUAACACCUAGCCAGUAUCAUGUUUUUUCAGAAAAUUUAUAAAAAUGUAACUUUUACAAUAAAUUACUUUAAUUGAAAUAGAA
Lineus longissimus is the source of this 839-nucleotide messenger RNA. Its product is annotated as neudesin-like. The record is from RefSeq and is a predicted model, not a curated record. The transcript is spliced from 4 exons. Gene Ontology annotation, cellular component: endoplasmic reticulum; membrane; endomembrane system. Lineage: Eukaryota; Metazoa; Nemertea; Pilidiophora; Heteronemertea; Lineidae. Bases 4 to 501 code for a protein of 165 amino acids.